AGGUCCUCAACACAACUCAAUGUUCUCAUCCGCUGGCGUCAACAUUUUUCAUCCGACGUUUAUUGUUACGCACCAUUUCUUCGGAACUAUGUCUACUUUAAACCUGUUCUCAAUCACGUUGCUGUUGCUUCUUCAGUCCACGAAAAACAAAAGCAAGGCAGAAAGAACAUGACGAAUUAUUUAUCUGCUCGUUAAGGUAGUGGUGAAACAUCUACAUGGAGGUAUUAUUUCUACUCGAAGAUUUCUUCCUGUUUGGCUGAUCAAUCGAUCAUUCUUACGUGCUUCGACGUUGAAAGAGCAACCAAUAGCCAUGGACUAAAUUAUGAAAUAGGUCACAUCUUCGAAUUUGGCUGAAAGAACUACGAGAUAAAUGAUUUUUCACGGUACAUAAAAAUGCUCACACCUCCUGUGGAUGUUGUAUUUUCGUUCCCGUUUUUUUUUGAAAGAUGAAUUCGUCGUCCUCCUCGAAAUCCUCCGUAUGAGAACGGAAAAGGUGCUGAGUAUCGAUUGGCGUCGUAGAGAAAAGUAACAGCGGUUCUAAAUUUAGCAGAGCCCUCACAACAGGUCAUGCAUGACAACCGCUUUUUCGUUUUUGAUUUUGUUCAAAUGAUACUACGCUCCUUUCCGUCGCUCCCCUUUUCCUAUUCCAUAUGCCAACAAACUGGCGUCAAAAACCAAGAGCGGCGCAUCGGCGCAGCCCAAGAAGGAAGACAAGAGCAAAACCUCCGGAAGUAGUAAUGCGAUCGGCCCCGCCAAGCCUUCGAAGCAUUCCUCGACUAAUUCGAAGCAAGAAUCCAAGUCUGGCACCAAGAAGAAGCCAAAAGCCCAAGCGACUGGCUCGAAACCAAGCAAGGUUCUAAAGAAGAAAAAAGACAGCGCUAAAAAGAAGAAAGUGAUUAAGCCGGAAGGUGGUUCGAAAAAGACUAAGAAUACCGCUGCACCAUCUUCCGCUGUGGCGAGCUCUUCGUCUGCUGGAGCUGUGUCCUCAGGUGCGAAGAAAAAGAAACCCGCCACGGGUGGAGAAAGUAAACUCGGAAAGCAGUCAGCUCCGGUUGGGUUUGGCGGGUCCUCUAGCUCUGCGUCUGGCUCGAAGAAAAAAGUUGCAAAAGAAAAGGACAGAAGCAAAGCGGUAAUUCUGCCGAAAGGGUCUGCGGCACUUAGUAGCGCAAAGGGCGGAAGUCGCGGGGCGAAAAACGCUCUUGCCGGCAGUUCCUCGAAGAGCAACAAAAGACCUGCAGCUCUUUCUGCACCGGCGGGUGGUAAAAAACGGCAGCGCGUCAGCGAUUCGGACGAAGACGCUGGGGAAAAGAUGGGGUACGGAAGAUUCUUUGCGAAGAGUUCUGAUUUUUCUAUUAGCAACUUGCACGCAUUUUUAACACUACGUGGCAAAGAAAAGUUGGAGAACUAAAUCAUGUUCUUGAUACGUGGCCGUGGUAUUUCAGCAUUUGUCGUUUUUUUGUAAGUAGGCGCGUUGAACAAAUUUUGACUUUGAGACGUCCCCCAUAUUAACCCAGGCGGUCAUCUCCCAAAAUUUGGUGGCAGCCGAAGAAAAAGCAGGAUGGGGAGGGGAAUUCAGCGAUCGACGAAAAUGGCAAUGCCGGCGAGGCCCAGCAGGGGUCCUCGUCUUCUUCAAAAAGCUCCGGAGCGGCUGCUGCUGCAGCUGCGGGAGGGAAGAAGGGACAGUCGGCGGCUCCGGUCCUGGCCGCGUCCUCUUCCUGUGGUGUUGCGCAUCAAGGUGCAGCUCCUGGGAAGAGCACAAAAAAGAAUGCGAAAGGGAAAAGCAAGUCCAGUUCGAAGUCAAGGAACCGGGGCGCGAGUUCGAAAGGUUCUGCCACAAGAACUGUGAAGAAAGACAACGAGAGCUCCACUGGUGCGCCGCGAUCUUCGAGCAAUGCAAAGGGAGGAAAGAAGUUGUCUGUGAAAGGAACAACCACCAGCAAGAAGCCGGUGACAGAAGAGAUAGAUGAGGAAGGCGAGAGUUCUUGCGGUGAGAAGCAGCAGAAGGGCGGGAGAGGAAAAUCGAAGAAUAGCUCGAAGAAUAACAAGAAUAAUAACGGAAAGAAGUCCUCCACCUCCCCGGCGUCCUCUUCCGCAUUCAAUUUUCAGCCCGGCAAGCGUAAGAAGUCCUCCGCGGACGAAAAGAAGAGUACUUCGCUCCUCCUCGGGGACGACCAAGAUAACUACUCGGACGCAGAAGUAAAGUCAGGCAAGAAGCUGCAGGCGGCCUCCUCGUCGUCCGCAAGGGCUCCGGGCACUUCGAACAAGGACAAAUCUUCCAAAAGCAAUGCAGCGAAAGGGACGAUGUUGGCGAGUACAACGAUGAAAGCGGAUAAAAAAGGCAAUUCCACCGGUGCGACUACCGCAAAAGGGAAGGCAAAGGAACGGAGCAAGUCCUCGAACAAUAAAUCGUCGAAAAAUAAGGUCGCUCCCUUCGAGGAACCGGAGGAGGAGGAAAUGGAAGAAGAAGCAGCUUUCGGAACAAGUAAUAAAAGUCCAAAGUUGAUGUCCACCAAGAACAAAAACCGCCGACGUGGUGGCUCGGGAAAGAAGAAGAGUCCGCCGCCCAUGAAGAGCGCAAAAUCGUCUGUCGCGGACGAGGACGAGGAGGAAGAGGAUGAGCUUUUUGGCAACAACUUCAAUAAAGGCAAAAAGACCACGGCCGCAGCUGGCACAGCGAGCAGCAAGAUGGGUAGUAAGCAAAAGAACAAGCCCGCGAGCAAGAAGAAUGAUAAGCGAUCGCAGUCGCAAAAAAACAAGUCGUCCGCCGCGCUCCAGUUCACUACGUCCAAUUUGGACCCGGCGUCCGGCAAAACGGGUCCCGGCUCCUCGUCCACAGCGGCGAACAAGAAUGCUGCAGCCGGAGCAGCCUCAUCGUCCGCGAACCCGUUUGCGUCCUCCUCCUAUUCGCUGUUCGGACCGCCGCCGACCGGAAGCGCGAAUCACAGCUCCUACUACCUGGGCGGGGGAGGUUCCAGCUCGAGUUCCCGCUGGGCGAACACGGUGAACGGGCUGAAGGAUAAGAAGACGAGGUUUGUCUCCCUGACGGAAUUGAACGAAACGCUGCAGUACUGCAGUGAGGACAUGCUGCUGAACUUCCCGAUGGAGACCGCGAUUCCGAAUCUGCUGAAGAUCGUGGAAGGGGAUAGCAAUGCGAACCCGUUCGAAAUCGCGGACCCCUUUGGAGGCGGGGGCAUGGGCGAGGACCAGCAGACCAACAUGAUUUUAUCCUGUCGGAUUCUGUACACGCUGAUCGACAUCGUGCCGCCGACCACGCGCUUGAUCUCCACCUACAAGGGGAUUCCGAUUUUGGUGCAGAAACUCAUGCAAAUCGACUUCAUCGAUGUGGCGGAACAGGUCAUCUCCGUGAUCGACAAGAUCGUGGACGACUGCGCCUUGCAGGUGCUGCAGGCGAACGGCCUGAUGGCGAUUUUGCAGUUUCUGGAUUUUUUCCACAUCAGCCUGCAGCGGAAAGCGGUGUCGUCCGCGAGUAAGAUGCUGGGCGCGCUGUCCGUCUUGCUGUUGAAUCAGGAGCAGGCGGCCGCGAAAAGUGCGGCUAAUGCGAAAGGAGGCGCCGGCGGAGGGUCAAGCGCCUCGUCGCUCGGAGGUGGUGCGGUUUCGAGUGGCGAAAUGAGCAGCACCCAGCUGAAGAAGACGUUCGAGGACCAGGUGCGCCCGGUGUUACCGCAACUCUCGUCGUUACUUACGCAUCCGGACGCGCAAGUGACCACGACCGUUUGUGAGUGCUGGCGGAAGGUCUUGGAGGCGUUGCUUUCUCUGUCCGCGGUGGAAAGCAGCCGGGCGGCGAUUUUGGCGGGAGGGUCUUCAAAGGUAUAGAAAAGGUGGAAUGAUUUGUUCUUUUCCUGUCGGCACCACAUGAAAAUAAUGCCCGAAGUCGUGAAAAUUAAGCUGCAAUUUUGAACAACAAGAUCAACUCUUUCCUAGUUCUUGCUGCAGCAAAAUGCGUUUCUGUUCAUUUUUCCGUAUUGUAACAGGCGCCCAUCGCAGCUGCACUCGAGUCCGACGACCAGUCCACACUCGAAGAGAUUUGUCCGACUAGCGUGAUUGAGAAUUUUCUGCAACUGAUCGAGAAAUCGAAUUACGCGGUGAACUCCUCCGGGGCGGACAUUCUCUACAUUCUCUCCAUGCUGGUGCACCAGUCCGUUUCCAGUACCAAGGCGGCCUUCGAUAUGGCGAUCGAGAAGGUUCUGAAGAAAGUACUAAUUCAGACGAACGAGUUCUCGCUCCAAUCCGGCAGCGCGGAGAUGAAACUGGCCGCACUCGGCCUGAUCACCAGUCUGUUGCCCAGCGUCAGCUACGAGUACUUCGGCCCGGGGAAGGUGGUUGCGGGGGACAAAGACGCGACCCUGUCGCCGAACAAGUCGGUUUCCAACAGCAGUGGCGGAAAGCUGAUCGAGUACGGGAAGUCGCUCACCUCGUUUUUCUUCCGAAAUAACAACGGGAACAAAGACAGCACGGAGAACACCGCGGACGGAAAGAAAAGCGGGAAAAACAGUCCGAAUAAUUCUCUGCAAGAGAAGGCUGUAUCUGGUGCAGCAGGUGGAUCAUCAUCGUCCGCUGUAGGUGCCAGCAGUACGGCCUUGACAACAACCACCUCCGGAAAUAACAAUCAGGGCGAGAAGAAUUUGACCACAUCUUCAGAGGCGGGGGGUGAAGGGGAAAAAAACAUUGCCGGGCAAAAUGUCCGAAGAGUUGAGUUUCAGAUCGUGCGGUCGAAGCAGCAGCGGCGGAUCGAUUUCUUCACGGAGAACGGGUUUGCGAACCUGAAAAAGCUCUCCGAGGCGGUCUUGCCGGAUGUGUUGGCGUUGCACGCUUCCGCGGGUUCUGCGGUGACGCGCGCGAUGAGCUGGAAUUGCCUCUUGCCGAUCGUUUUGCUGUACAGCGCGAAAGCGAAUGAAACGGCAGGGGAACAUCAAGUAGGAGAACAGAGAGACCACUUUGGGCUGUAUUUGCAGAAGAAUAUCGAUGUGAUGCAGCUGUACAGCACCUCGUCGGAGUCAAGCUACCUGGCUUGGCUGAUUCUCGUGGAAGCGCUGUAUAUCACACCUACAAGGGAGAAGAAAGACGCGUCCGUGUCUGACAUCCAGCAAGCAACGGCGCUCUACUCUUCUCCCGGCUCCGCACCGGAAAAAAUCGAACAGUUACUGCGCAGCGGGAUUUUCAGUGUCGUGCAGGAGAAUUACGCAAAAUUACAGUCCAGUAGUUCAUCUGCUUCUGACCGCGGCCUCCUGGAUGCGGAACUCCAGAUGGCGCCGCCGUCGACCCUCCGCGACCUGAUCCAGCUGGUAUCGACGAACAUUCUGACUUUUACGGUUUCCACUACCUCGACGGCCACUGGAGCGGUGCAAGACUUGUCUUCGAUGAAAAUCGCGGCGAAUCACCUGAACAACUGCGCUGCCAUGAUCAUCGCUGGCCUGCUGGACGCCGGCGAGUACGAGAAAGCCUUCCGGGGCUUGGGAUCCGCGAUCGCGGAGAACGAGAUUGUGGCCAACGAGGUUUUGGAAGUGAUUCUGCCGAAACUGUUGCCCAUCUUGCAAUUUGAUAGCAACACAUCUGCUGCUUCGGGCGGGGGCGCUGCAUUUUUCGGGGGCGGGGUUCAAGAUAAUGGGACGAUCAUGUUGAACAGCAGCGAGAAAUCCUCGUCCUACAUGGCGGAGCACAUGGCGAAGCUGCGACUGUUUUUGCAGAACGUGUUUGAAAAAAAUCACGUGUCCACUUCCUCAACCGGGAACGCAACCACUGCAGUGUCAUCGUCCGAAACCGCGUUGCUGCAGCUCAAGCGAUUUUUCGCGUUGUGCUUGAACAAUUUGACGCCGAAUCUGGUGGAAACUCUGCCCAUCCACCUGUUCCCCUCCAAGCCGCCGACCGCAUUGCUGGAAAUCCUUGCCAGCAAUGCCGCUGGUAGUAGCGGAAGUGCAGCUCCGGCCGGGAAGACCACCGCGGCGGGAGGGCAGUCUUCCGCGGCUGCCAGCAGUGCUCUGGCCGCGACCGGAGCAGGGGGAGCAGCAACGGCGUCGCGCGCGGAGACGGAUUUUUUGUCGCACCUGUCCGGAAAGUUGCCGCCGGAGUUGCAUUCCAGGCUGCUGCAGAAGUACGGUGCCUUGGAAGACGCUUUGGAGUCCGCGUUCUCGUCCGCCAGUGGGUCCGCGUCGUACUACGGCGGUGGCUCCAGCUUUGGUUUGUUCGGUGGGUCGGGCUACGGCGGAGCGUCGCGGCAGGUGGCGAAACCGAGCAGCAACCCGUUACCGCCCCACCUGCGCCCCAUCGCGGGGUGCGAGUCUUUCUCUCUGUUGUCUGAGAAUGUGAAGCAACUAUCGAAGCCCGUGAAAAUCCGCUUGAUGUGUGCGAAGCCAGAGAAAACCGAGAAAGAGGCUGCUGCGGCGAAAGACAAAAGUGCUUUAGCGGUGGCCUCCUCAGCUACUGUUGCGAAAGAUGGCGAUGAGAAGGAAGACAACAAGAAAACUGUUGCCGCUGCUGGUGCGCCGGGAGACAAAACUUCUGCAGAGAUGAAAACUUCCGCAGACGCAAAGACCGCUGGGUCCUCGUUACUGGAUGCCAGUUCUACUUCUAAGCCGUCCACCAAUGCCAAGUCUAUUUUCGCGGCCGCGUAUGAGGCUGAACGCGAGCGGGACAGGGCAAACCGCGACAAGGCGGAGAUGCUACUGGUCGAGCCAUUGGCCCACGUUGGCAGCAUUAUCGACUAUGUGCGGGACCGGCACCUGGGCGGGAGCCAUUCGUACGGUGGUGUUGCUGGGACCGGUACAGACAAGCAGGUCAUCGUUUACAAUGCCAAUGGGGAGGAGCUGCAGUCGGAUAUGAGCAUUGUUCGUGCACUGACGGAAGCAAGCCUGACGAAGAAAGUGUCUGUAGCCAGCACGUCAAAUAGUGCCAGAAGCAACACCAAAAAUGACCCCGCGAUGUACCCGUACCAGGCGGAUGUGUUCUUGGCCCAGGGCGUUUCCCGGCCGGAGAAGUUCCGCAGGAUUGGGGAACUAGCCGCGGAAGCCGCAGAGGUAGAUACCGCGGGUGGCGCUGAAAUAAAUGCGCAAACACGACCCCCAGCGGUUCUGACCAACACGCAGAUGGCGAAAAUGCGCAUCAAGGAUGCGCCGACGAUUUUCACGAUUCCAAAUCUUGGCGGCAAGCUGGGUGAGUUCGACCGGUUUUGCGUCAGCGGGAAAGAUUGCGUAUUUGCCGCGAGCAGCUUCAUGGAGAAGAGCAACCCAAACAGUACCUGGGGAACGGUUCUGUACUACGAAAUCGCGACCGCGGAGAAAAAAGCAGACACUUCUGCAGACGACGACCGCCCGGGCUCGAGCACGAAGGAAGAGCUGAUCAAGCAGGAGCUUCUGAAGGCAGCAGCUGCCGCUUCUUCUACGAUCCACCUACCCGACCCGCAGUUCAGCUCGGCGGCCUUCGCCACCACUGCUGCUGCGAAGAACCCGACGGGGCUCACGCUCGCGCCCUUCGACCCCGCUGCGCACAACACGUCCGCCACGGCGCAGACCGGUGGAAGCAAGGCGAAGAAGGGCGGUGCGAAAGACAACUCGAAGAAAGGCGCGGCCGCAAAGCAGUUGAAGAAGGAGGACAGCGAGGGGAAUUUGUACGCGGCGUUUCUGCAGAAAUCCCCCCUCUCCGAGUCCGAUGCCAACCGCAUGAACAGCCCGCCCGCGACCGCUCUCGACAGCGGAAGUAGUCCAGAAAUGGGUUUCGCGCAGCCGAAGGCGAGCGCCGGCACGUUUGGCGCUACGACGAGCAGUUCGAGCGCUGCGUUUUUGAAGACCUUCGGGGCGGAGCACCACGCCGCGGUCGCGGAAAAAUCGCUGCAGACCAGUAAGCCGCUGCUUUCCACACUAUCCUCCUCCGCAUCAAGCAGCUUUGCCAGCUUAAAAGCCGACUGGCUGGAAGGAAAUAGUGCCAACGAAGGGGGUAAAAAAGAUGACAAUGUUGACACGAAGAAUCAAGCACCGGGUCGUGGCGACUCGUCGGCAGAGGCGAAAGCUGCUCUGGCUUCGUACGACGCGAAUGUGAGUGCAGCGCUGUUUGGGUCGAGCGCGACGUCGUCCAGCGUCGCAGCGGCCGGUGCUGCUGCUGCUAGCACAUUUGGCAAGGAUCGUCAAAUAGACUCGGCCUCCGGCGCGUCAGCUGCCAAAGAAAAAGUUCCAGCAAUGUCGUCCGCGGACUCCCUACUGGCCUACACGGGGAAAACCGCUGCAGCCGCGACCAAAGCGCACCGAGAUCAUGCGGGUGCAACUUCGAGUUCAAAAGACAAGCACAAACUCUCGCACAAGAUCGAUCGCGACGUGCCCAGCUACGGGGAGCCGUUUGUGUGCGAGUCGGAGCUCGACCGGCUGGCGCUGCUGAUCCGGUUUUCGCAUUUGUCGCUGAAAUCCAUGAGCCGGGACGCGAUUUGCAAGGUGGAAAAGUUCUCCGUGCCGGUCAAGGUGAGUGCAUCCUCCUCUUCGAGUAGUGGGGCCGCUAAGGAGAAACAAGGAGCCGCUUCGUGCUCUUCGAAGGCGGCAGCGAGUAGCGCGGAAAAUUUCUACAAACAGCACUCCUCUUCGAGCUCGGCAUCCAGCAGUGCCAAAUUGAUGCAACAGUUUUCCGACGAGUUACCGAGCGUGCCGAGUGCAUCGUCCUCCUCCUCCGCGCUUGGAUCUUUCGAGAGUGUGGCGAAACAGAAAUCCGCAUUCAUCUCGAGCACGAAGACCAGUUCCUUCAACUCUGGUGCGGCUUCCGCCUUGGAAAGCAACAGUUUACAGCUACAACAACGUCGCCUCAUUUUCGCAAAUACGGGCUUGACGGAGGCGGAAAUGCAAAACCAGCUGGGUGCUUCUAGUCAUCUCUCCUCCGGUCCUACACCCGCCGGAGCAGGCGCCGGAUUAGUUGCGACGUCCGAUGCAGUGGGAGCAAUAAACCAGUUCGCACAACAAGAGCAGGCUGCGUCUCUGGUACCGGAGUUUGAGCAAAUCAUCGUCCCUGACGCGAAGUUGCGGUCGCUACUUGAGUUCCUCGCUAUUCUGUACCACAUUGGAGAGUACUACGAGCGACUCGCCGUGAUGCAGGUGUGGGAAUCGACCAAUGGGCUGAGUGUGCAGAAUCUGUUCAACACGAACGUGCACUUUCUGGAGAAGCUCGAAUCGGAUUGCUUGACGACGCACGCCUUGAAGCAGCUGCACGAUCCGGUGUCGGUCGCUAGUCGGUGUUGCGCGAAAUGGCUCAUGGUAGUAGCGAACCGGAAUAAUUUCCUGUUCUCCAAGCCGGCCAAGAAGGCCCUUCACCAGGGCAUGUGCUUAGGUAAAUAAUUGUGCUGCGUUUGUUCUUUUAAGAUCUGACCCUGUGUUCCUUUAGAUUUCUUCGGAAAAUUGAUACUUUUGGUGACCUCAUGCGCACGCGCAUGUAUCAUGCGGAACACCGUGGUGUUGAGGCCGCGCAGUAGCGCGUCAACAGGCAUUGCCGCGCCGUCCUCUGUUUUGUUUGCAGAUCCGGAGAAACAUUCAUGCAUUGUGAUUGCAAUGAAGGAGCUGCCCGUGUUUGACCACACUAUUUAAAAAGAUAAAAGCAUGCGUGCAUCGUGGUGCAGUAGCAUGCGUGCUGUAGGAUGCAGCAUGAGUGCUGUAGUGCAGCUUGUGUUUGACCACGUUGCUCAGAAAUGCAGUAUGCGUGCUCUUGAGCAGUUCGUGUUUGACCACGCUGAUUGAGAAUAAGGCAUGCAUUCUGUGAAGGAGCUUGUGUGUUGACCACGCGUGCAAGAAUGCAGCGUGCGUGCGUCAGAGUGCAGCAGUUCAGGAAGAGGACGCAAUGAAGUACAAAAAAGACACCUACUUCACACCACAGGUUUGUCGCGAGCCUUGAACUACGCCCAGAACCGCACGAGCCAGCAAAGCAAUAACAAUAACACCAGCAAUAGCAACAAUAACCGGAUCCUUGCCCCGAUUCCGCGGCAGAAGGUGAGAAUACAGCGGCAUCGAAUGCUGGACUCCGCGAUCAAGCUCAUGUCGCUUUACAGCACGUCUCCGGCGAUUCUGGAAGUCGAGUUUUCCAACGAAGUUGGCACAGGAAGCGGGCCGACGCUGGAAUUCUACAGUACCGUGGUGGAGCUCUUGAAGCAGCCAGUAACCACAAGCAGGCAUGGGAACAGCAACGCCGCGAUUCUACCCAUGGAUAGCGAUCCCGGUACUCUUUCGCUUCUUUCUUUUUGCUUUCAAGGUUUCUAGACAAUAUUAAUGCAACUCGCAUUCAUACACGGCAAGGGCAACCGCCUCCAUACCAUCCUGCGUAAACUUCCCCACGAUGCUGUGGUGUGAGCUACCUAUAACGGACUUCUGAGCCAAUAUUGAUUUCAAGGUUUCUAGAGAAUAUUAAUGCAACUCGCAUUUAUACACGGCAACCCCAACCGCCUUCAUACCAUCCUGCGUAAACUAUCCCACGAUGCUGUGGUGUGCGGUACCCAUAACGGACUUCUAAGCCAAUAUCAAUGCUUGCAUAUGAACAUUUCUAGAUACUUGAAAGCAAAAAGAGAGAAGCGAAAGAGUCCGUUAUGGGUAGCGCACACCGCAGCAUCGUGGGAAAGUUUACACAGGAGGGUACGGAGAGGGUUGCCGUGUAUCAAUGCGAGUUGCAGUACUAUGUAGAAAAUCAUCGAGUUCGAUGUAGCCAGCCUGCGUGGAAUUGCGGUACAUUGAAUCUUCUUCUUUAUCAGAUAACGUCCGUCCACCGCCUACCACGCAAUCCCAGCCGAGUCAGGGGCAAUCGCAGCCGGCUUCGUCCUCCAACGCCAAGCGAAGCUACGCAGUAAAGACCAACCUGUUCCGCACGGCGCAUUCUUCCCCGUACCUGUUCCCGAACCCGCUCACGGCCCACGAUGAUAAGCAAGUGGCGCUUUCGUACUUCAAACUGCUUGGUCAGCUGGUAGGGAAGGCGCUCCUAGACCAGCGUUUGCUCGACCUGCCACUGCAUCCGCUUUUUUGGCGUAUGGUGAAGUCCACGGCAAACGAGCCUUCCAUGUUUUCCACUAGCGACCUACGAUUAAUCGACCUGGAACUCUUUGAAUCGCUGAACAAACUGCGCAUCCUGAACGAGGACGAUCUGGAGGAUCUGGAGCUGACGUUUGUUUUACCUGGGUACGAAGGCUACUCCCUAUGCGACGCCGGCGAAGACCGUUUGGUGACGAAGGUAUUGACAAGAGCAGUUCUGUACUUUUAACGCCGGGUCAUGUUGAAAAUGGAUCUAUCCGUGCCAUCACGACCGGGAAGACUUCUGCAUCCGUCAUGCUUGUAAGAUCAGCCAUGCAUAUCAGCCAUGCAUGAGCAUGCUGUUUUAGCAAUCAUGUUGAUAGAGUGACUGAAGCAUGACGCAUGCUGGUUACGCGGCUUCAGGCUGCUGGAGCCCGCGUGCGUUCUUGCAUUGCCACCGUUGGUAUCGUGAGAUUCGCUUUGCCAUGUUGUUUUCCUAAAGAACUACUUCUGUGAUUGGAAUCACGUGGUUUGCUGCUAAUUAUAAAUGAAGAGUAUACGGCAGGCGCGGUUUGCAUAGUUUUGCCAUGAAGUUCACGCUGCAGAAAUUUUCGGCCGUUUGUGCGAGUAGAAAUUUUCAGCAUGCCCUCCGCACCAGAGCGCAAACGUUCCAAGCUCUGCACUAGCUUGAACGCAUGCCAUACCGCCCGCAAAUUUGAAGGUGUAUGAUACUAGACACCGGCGCCAUACCCGCGCAAAAGGAUUCGGAUUCAAAAAGGCUUGCUAGGACGAAUCCGCGUCCCACGUGAAAGACCACAUCCUGGAAGUGGGAUUCGGUUUUGCUCGGUGACCCGCCAUCCCGUGCGCGUUAAAGUUCUCUGACCGAAUCGGCGGCUGUUUUUGUUUGUUUAUGCAAGCAUCUUCAUGGCAGCUGGUCAUCGUGAAAGUAGGAGCGUUACGAAGCUUUUACCUUUCGCCGCCCCAAUGCGAAGUUGUCUGUACCAAGUCGCGAAUAGCGCGCUAGUAGUGAACAUUUUGAAACUAAAGGCACAUGCAUCGUUUGCGGCUUCUCAUCACUGUACAGCUUCGCAAGGUGGAAUUCAAUCCACGGUUCAGCUUCUUUCAUCUUUUUGUUUUGUUGUAAAAGGUAAUGGCCUUUUUUGUUUGAAUAUGAAUUGCAACGAAAAUCCAAAUCUCCGCAGGCCAACCUGUCCGAGUACAUUUCCCUCGUUGCCUACCACGUGUUGUACGGGUCGAUCCGGCAGGUUAUCCUGGAGUUUCGGCAAGCCUUUCUAACCAUUCACACGGUGGAGUCCCUGCGGAUUUUCAGCGAGCACGAGCUCUCUCAGCUGAUCGUGGGCGCCAGCAGCCGCGACAACGAAUUUUGGACGCUGGAGCACCUGACCAAGCACAUUAUACCCGCGCACGGGUUUACAAGGGAGUCCAGUACCUACGCUGACCUGCUCACCUUUCUCACUGAGCUCUCCUUCGAGAAGCGAAAACUGUUUCUUUCCUUCGUCACGGGCGCGCACUCUUUGCCCGUGGGAGGGUUCGCGGGCUUGAAGCCGCAGCUGCAGGUGGUGAAAAAGGAGGAGUCGAGUCCGGACCUCUUUCUGCCUUCCGUGAUGACCUGUGCGAAUUACCUGAAGAUGCCGCAAUACUCCACCCCGGAAAUUUUGGAAAAGAAGAUGCUGCAAGCGAUUUCGGGAGACGGCCAGUCGUUCCUACUUUCGUAGGGGAGCGCAGCUUCACUUCUAUGUUUGCGGUCCACUAGUGUUUGUCUCAUGCCGCUAGAGCUGCUGAUUUUCAUACACUUCGUAGCGAGAAGCACUAGCAAAGGAAACAAGUAAUAGCUAAACACAACAAGAAACUUGGACCAGGUUUUCUCCUACAAGUGUUUUUUUCAACUUUACUUCAACCCAGGCGAGUUGAAACGAAAAUACAUAGGAAAAAUAACACGAGGCUCUUUUUUCAGGCUACAUGCGAGUCUGAAAAACUAGUUCAAAUAAAGCGAGGACAAGAAGUUUUUGACAUUCGCAAAAAGAUACAUUCCCUGGUUAUGGGCUUUUCGAAAAAACUCAUUCUGUAAUAAGCACGUGUAAUCCUGUACUUCAACGAAAGCGACAACUGGGCUACACUUUUUUUAUGCGGUACCCACACCAAUUACGAGUUUUGUGCAGCAAACGUGAACUAUGUGCAAGUCCCUGUUUUUGUUUGUGUUGUUGCUUGAUGCGUUAUUUUGAUGCGGUUGGGUUUUGCAUGAAGUGAAGCGGGAUAUCAUUUUAGCCAUGUUGUUGAUCCUUCUGGAAGCGUCGUCCGGAUGACAUUGUGUAGUUUAUUGUGCAGAUGAAUUCGCAGUAGAGGCUUGACAUCUUGCAUUUUCUUUCUUGGUGGA
Amoebophrya sp. A120 is the source of this 13368-nucleotide messenger RNA. Lineage: Eukaryota; Dinophyceae; Syndiniales; Amoebophryaceae. The record is from the annotation of a GenBank genome assembly.